AUGGAAACUCAUGCACAAAUGGCUCAGUUAAUGCAUACAUUGAUGACAAAUCAGGCCACUGUGCAAGGGACGAGAGAUCUGAGCACGAUUGUGGAGUCCCAUUAUUUAAAGGACUUUCAGAGGUAUAAACCGCCCACUUUUGACGGGGGUAAGAUGGACCCGGUAGCAGCUGAGAUUUGGUUGGAGGCUGUAGAGAUAGCCUUUAUGUACAUGAAAUGUCCACCAGAAUAUCAAGUCCAUUGUGGGACUUACAUGUUGAAGGGUGAAGCCCAUUUUUGGUGGAAAGGUGCAGAAAGGACUAUUACAUCAGAGGGAGGUUAUAUUUCCUGGAAUCAGUUCAAGGAAGCCUACCUGUAUAAAUAUUACCCAGUAGUUGCUCUACUCAAGUGUCAGACAGCAUUCCUAGAACUGAAACAGGGGGACAAAACUAUUGAGGAAUACGAUCUUGAGUUUAAUAAACUGGCAAGUCUCCGGAUAGAGCUUCAGGGUCCAGUUAUAGUACAAGCAUCAUCAGAUUAUGCUGUAGCCCUGAGAGUGGCAACGCUGAUGGAUAGGCCACGACAGAUGGCAAAGCAAAAUGUGUCGAUAGUGACCACUCAGAAUACCUUUGGCCAACGAAGAAGGCCUAACAGAAAUUCUUUUAGAUCUGACAGACAGCCUCGAGGGCGAUUUGAACGUUGGGGUAGAGCCCCAGAGCAUAACAGACCUGAAUGCCCUAAUUGUAAGAGAUAUCACGAGGGAGAGUGUUUUGCUGGAACAGGAGGAUGCUUUGGUUGUGGCAAGCCACUCCAUCGCGUAGCAGACUGUCCUCAUAAGAGAAACCAUGAGGGAAAUAGACUAGUGGGACAGAAUUAG
This is a messenger RNA of Cucurbita pepo subsp. pepo (vegetable marrow), 855 nucleotides long. The record is from RefSeq and is a predicted model, not a curated record. NCBI's taxonomy places the organism in Eukaryota, Viridiplantae, Streptophyta, Magnoliopsida, Cucurbitales, Cucurbitaceae.